This is a messenger RNA of Capsicum annuum, 450 nucleotides long. RefSeq lists its product as uncharacterized. Bases 1 to 450 code for a protein of 149 amino acids. NCBI's taxonomy places the organism in Eukaryota, Viridiplantae, Streptophyta, Magnoliopsida, Solanales, Solanaceae. The transcript has a single exon. The record is from RefSeq and is a predicted model, not a curated record.
AUGAAGGAUUUGAUAUCUAAAAGGAGACUUGUGGAGGAUGAAACAAUAGAAGUGACACAUCAUUGUAGUGCCAUUAUAAAAAGCACAUAUGUGGAAAAGAAGAAGGACCCCAGUGCUUUUACAAUCUCACACACCAUUGGCGCAUUCACAUUUGCAAAGGCAUUUUGUGAUCUUGGAGAAAGUGCAAACCUCAUACCUUAUACCAUAUUUCACAAGAUUGGAUUGGGGAAGCCAAAGACAACCAAAAUAAAGUUGCUCAUGGCCGACCGAUCCAUCAAAAAGCCCAUGGGAAUUCUCCAUGAUAUUCUAGUAAAAGUGGACAUGUUCAUCUUCCCGGCCGACUUUGUUAUUUUGGAUUAUGCAAUGGAUGUUGAAAAUCCCAUUAUCCUUAGGAGGCCAUUUUUAGCUACCAGGAAGGCUUUCGUAGAUGUGGAGUCCGGUGAGGUUUAG